Molecule: messenger RNA, 3721 nt
Organism: Myodes glareolus (Bank vole)
Lineage: Eukaryota; Metazoa; Chordata; Mammalia; Rodentia; Cricetidae
Biological process (GO): regulation of DNA-templated transcription
Source: RefSeq, a predicted model, not a curated record
GUUCCAUUCUCAGGGUGGGCUCCAGCAGAGAAAGAACUACUUACCCAGAAGGCACAGCACAGGAGUCAUGCGGCUCACUUGACAAAUGAAAGACCUAAUAAAGGACUCUACCACUCUGUCAAGGAGCUUGGCGAUUCCGUGACGUCAUCCUGGAGCGACCCUGUAGCCCAUGCCCGCUGUAGAAAUCCAAGCACCGCCCGAGGGCAUCUCCUCUGAGAGGCAAAUCUUGGAGAUUGCACAGUGACGAGGUGCGGGCCUCCGUGUCAUGGGCACAGCUGUCGUCAGCCAAGGUCGCCUUCCCGGGGCAGGACCGGGUCCGCCCCCCACGGGAUCUCAUGAUGGCCUCGGCGCUGAGGGACUCCGGGCAGGUGUGACCUUUGAGGAUGUGGCUGUAGUUUUUACUCAAGAAGAGUGGGGGCAGCUGGCUCCAGCUCAGAGAACCCUGUACCAGGAGGUGAUGCUGGAAAACCAUGGACUUCUGGUCUCUCUGGGGUAUCCUGUUCCCAAAUCUGAGCUGAUGUGUCGGCUGGAGCACAGGCAGGAGCUGUGGCGGGUGAUGAACGACCUUUCCGCAAGCGUCAGUGCAGGUAAUGGAAAAACCAAGGCCACAGAACUUACCACGUGUGAGUCAGCACUAUCUAAGGCUGUCUCAUGCCAAGGCAAGUUCACAAAAGAAGUCUCAAAGGACUCCCAGUCAAUGCAAACUCCUGAUCAGAUUGGUUCCUCAAAAAUGCAGCAAGAAUACUUUCAAACAGGGAUAGAGCCCCAGAGCAAGCUGCUUCCUGGGAAAAUCAGCCUUGGACGUGAUAGCUUAGGGACAGCUGAAGGUGUGUGUUCAAGGGUUAGACAGAAGCAUGUCUCUUCAGGAAAUGCCGUCCAUAAUUGUGACUCGCAUGAGUCAGAUAAGGACCCUGUAAUCCAGGAGGAGGAAAAUGUCUUCAAAUGUCAUCAUUGUGGCAAAGUAUUCAGAAAGAAGCGCCUGCUUGCUCGGCAUGAGAGGAGUCACUCUGGAGUGAAGCUGUAUGAGUGUACCGAGUGUGGGAAGGCCUUCAGCAAGAGCACAUACCUUCUUCAGCAUCAGAUGGUUCAUAGUGGGGAGAAGCCUUAUAAGUGCAUGGAGUGCGAGAAGGCCUUCAGCCGCAAAUCCCACCUCAUACAGCACCGGCGGAUCCACAGUGGGGAGAAGCCGUAUAAAUGUGACGAAUGUGGCAGGGCUUUCACACACCGCUCUACUUUUGUCUUACAUAGCAGGAGCCACACUGGAGAGAAACCUUUUGUCUGUAAAGAAUGUGGAAAAGCUUUUCGAGACAGGCCAGGCUUCAUUCGCCACUACAUCAUCCACAGUGGAGAGGACCCGUCCGAGUGCUUUGAGUGCGGACAGGUCUUUAAGCACAGGUCCUACCUCAUGUGGCACCAGCGGACACACACUGGGGAGACGCCAUACGAGUGCAGUGAGUGUGGGAAAGUCUUCCUGGAGAGCGCAGCCCUGAUCCACCACUACGUGAUCCACACCGGGGAGAAGCCCUUUGAGUGCCUCGAGUGUGGCAAGGCCUUCAACCACAGGUCGUACCUCAAGAGGCAUCAGCGCAUUCACACUGGGGAGAAGCCGUACGUGUGCGGCGAGUGUGGGAAAGCCUUCACCCACUGCUCUGCCUUCAUCUUGCAUAAAAGAGCCCACACUGGAGAGAAGCCCUUUGAGUGCAAAGAAUGUGGGAAAGCCUUUAGCAAUAGAGCUGAUCUUAUUGGCCACUUCAGCAUCCACACUGGGGAGAAGCCCUAUGAGUGUACGGAGUGCGGGAAGGCCUUCAACCGUAGGUCAGGACUCACUAGGCACCAGAGGAUUCAUAGUGGGGAGAAACCCUAUGAAUGCGUCCAGUGUGGGAAAACCUUUUGUUGGAGCACAAGCCUCAUUCGCCACGCCAUCAUCCAGGGGGAGAAGCCCUAUGAAUGCAGGGACUGUGGGAAGGCCUUCAGCCGCAGCUCCUCCCUCACUCAGCAUCGAAGGAUGCACAGUCAGACAAACCCUGCCAGUGAAGCAGAUGAGGAAAAGCCUUUCACAGGUGGGCAGACUUUUGUCAACAUCCAAGAACUUCUAUUGGGAAAUGGCUUUUUUAAUGUUACCUCUGAGGAAAAUCUUUUCCAGACAGAAACAUCUUACGUAACACGUGCUAAUUCAUACCAAAGAGAAACCCCACAAGUGUCUUCACUGUGAGAAAACUUGUCGCAGAUUGCUGCUUGUCAUAUGAAAACAUUAGAUAGUGAGCAUUGUUUUCCAGCCGACAAUGUAGGAGAGACACCCAGUUUGUACUUCGCACUCAUGGAAACCUUCAACUGUAUCUUUCUCCUACUUUGAAGUGCAGUGUUAACUCAGGAAUUUUUGUGAGGAGGAGGUGACAUAGGAAUGAAAACUUGAAGCACCAUUUUCAUGCUGCACUGCUAAGUCUUUGGCAUUUGCUAGUGAAUUUCUAAUGUGGGUGGAGAGAACUUUGGGUUAGGGAGUAAAGGAGUAAAGGACCUCGACCCUUUAGAUGUCUUGUGUUUGUGUAUACAUACAUACAUACAUACAUAUAAAGAGAGAGAGAGACUAUAUAUGAAUAUAUAUUUAUAUAUAUAUGAAUAUAUAUAUAUUUCAUAGUGAUUCUAAAUUAUGUCAAAUAGCCAAACCAAUACAUGACCUUAACGUAGUUUAGCAUUUUGGUGUAUAGAUACCUUAUUGUCACAGUUCCCUUUGUUUUUCCUGUACCCAUUCCAUUGUUUUUCUUCUUCUUGGAAUUACAGACCUUCUGUAAUUUCCUUUCUAAUUAAUGAAUUUUAUCUAUGCUAGGCUGGUGACAUUCUCAUUUUCUUCCAUCUAAGGAUGUCUUCACAUUCCCUUCUUUUCUUGGAUGUAGUGUUUAUGGCAUAUAGGAUCUCUGGUGGGCAACUCUUCUCAGUAUUAUUCCAUCCCUUCCAUUUCUUCUCUCCACUGUGGUAUCUGAGUAGAAAUCUGCUACUAACUGAACUGUUCUUAGUCUGCCCUUUCAGUUGAGGUAUAUUCAAAAUGCUUUUCUCUGUAAUGUUCAAGUUUGUGAUGUGCUGGGUAUAAAAAUUUUUGAGUUUCUUUUUCUUUGUGUUUUGAUAGUGUCCUGAUAUGUACUCUGUAACCCAGGCUAGCUCUGAACUUAAAGCGGCCCUUUUGUCUUGGUGUCCUGAAGAGUGGGAUCCUAGCUAUGAGAGUGUAUCUUGAUUAAUAUUGAUACUUCUUUCUUUCUGAAGGCUUAUGCUCUUUGACAAACUUGGGAGAUUUAAAGUUAUUUUUUCAUCCCCAUUCUUUCUGUUCUUUUCCAGGAAUUUCACUAAUAUGGAUAAUAAAUACUUUGUUAUUGGGCUCUUACUUUGUUUUAUUUUUUCUAUAUUAAUUAAUGACUGUUGAUUUGAAAUGCCAUGACUUUCUUUUGUCAUGACUACUGUACUGUUGCACUUCCCCUUUAAUUCUGUUUUUAGAGUUUCCGAUGUCUUAAUUUGUAUUUUGUUGUUUUGUUGUGUUUGUUUGUUUUGAGAUGGAGUCUCAUAUAGCACUUGCUGUCCUCAAACAUACCGUGUAUUCAGGAAAGACCUCGAGCUCCUUAUUCCCCUGCCUCCACCUCACCCAUGACUGUUUUUAAACCUUUUAUUCCUAUGCUAAGUUUAUAAUGCCAAAGAAGGAUUCCUGAAAAAAAAAUAAAAGUGUGUAUUCAAAGUC